Molecule: messenger RNA, 825 nt
Organism: Saccharomyces mikatae IFO 1815
Lineage: Eukaryota; Fungi; Ascomycota; Saccharomycetes; Saccharomycetales; Saccharomycetaceae
Gene: SEC65
Product: RNA-binding signal recognition particle subunit SEC65
Exons: 1
Coding region: 1-825 (274 amino acids)
Biological process (GO): SRP-dependent cotranslational protein targeting to membrane; SRP-dependent cotranslational protein targeting to membrane, signal sequence recognition
Cellular component (GO): signal recognition particle, endoplasmic reticulum targeting
Molecular function (GO): 7S RNA binding
Source: RefSeq, a predicted model, not a curated record
AUGCCUAGAUUAGAAGAAAUUGACGAUUUCAAUGAUAUUGAUAAUCUUGAUAUGGAUUUGGCCCAGUUAGAUUCCUCUUUGAGAACGCCAAUAGCUCCAAAGAUAACGCCCACAGUUGUAAGAAGCCAGGACCAAGAAAACCCAGCCUUCUUCCCUGAAAUGAAUGGCAACAUUAAUAUCAACAAUAACAAUAGCAGCAAGGAAAAAGAGCAACUGAGUUUCAUUAACCCUAAGACUGGUAAGGUUGAACGUUCUGAGGCUAUCUCUAAGAAAGAUUUAGAAGAGGUCAAGAGAUUUCAGGUACUCUAUCCAUGCUACUUUGACGUGAAAAGAUCACAUAAAGAAGGCAGAAGAGUACCUAAGGAUUUGGCUGUUGAGAAUCCUCUGGCCAAAACUAUGGCAGAUGCCGUUCGUGAACUAGGAAUAUUAUGCAUUUUCGAAGGUGAAAAAUGUCAUCCGCAAGAUUUUGGUAAUCCUGGUAGAAUUCGUGUACUUUUUAAAGAAGAAGGACAAUUAGUUGGUGCCGCCACUAAAUUCAAAGGAGGCAAGAGACAAUUGAUGAAAGCUGUUGGGCAGUACAUGAAAAGUCAUCCAACCACUAUUGAAUCAUUAAGAGAGAUUCCAUAUGGUCCUGAUUUCGACAAUAUUGAAUUCAAAAAGAUCCCUCGUGUGAAGGGCUUCAAGAUGAAUGAAAUUGUUCCUCUUCAUAGUCCAUUUUUAAUGGGUCAUCCAAUGACAAAAUCUGUUUAUGAAACUCCUAAAAUUACGGCAGCAGAAAAAUCGUUCAAAGCACCCAAGAAUAAAUACAAAGUGGUUAGAAGAUAA